Lethenteron reissneri (Far Eastern brook lamprey) is the source of this 8707-nucleotide messenger RNA. RefSeq names its product insulin-like growth factor 2 mRNA-binding protein 3. Gene Ontology annotation, molecular function: RNA binding. NCBI's taxonomy places the organism in Eukaryota, Metazoa, Chordata, Hyperoartia, Petromyzontiformes, Petromyzontidae. The record is from RefSeq and is a predicted model, not a curated record.
CGCCACACACAGCAGCAGCAGCACACCGAGCAGCACGCCGGCCACGCCGAUCGCCGCCGCCACCACCACCACCACCACCCUUCCUCUGCCACUCCUGCCACCCCGGGCCGCCCCACCGCGCCACGGGCCACCGUGUCUCGUCCAGGCACCAGCAGCAGCAGCAGCAGACGCAGCAGCAGAAGCAGCAGCAGCAAUGGCCAAGCUGUACAUAGGGAACGUGGAGGAAGGCGUCAGCGCCGCCGACCUGGAGAACGUGUUCGCCGAGCGUCAGCUGGCCGUGAGCGGACAGGUCCUGCUCAAGGCCGGCUACGCCUUCGUGGACACGCCGGACGAGACGACGGCGCUCAAGGCCAUCGAGGCCAUCUCCGGUAAAGUGGAACUCAACGGCAAGUUCCUGGAAGUUGAACACUCUGUUCCGCGGCGACAGAGGAACCGCAAGAUACAAGUGUGGAACAUUCCGCCCCACCUGCAAUGGGAGGUUCUGGAUGGCUUGUUGGCCCAGUACGGCACCGUGGAGAGUUGCGAUCAAGUUGCAACGGAGAGUGAGACGGCGGUUGUCAACGUAACGUACGGCACCAAGGAGGAAGCCAAGGAGGCUGUGGAAAAGCUGAACGGGCACGAGCUGGACAGCUAUGCACUCAAGGUGUCAUACAUCCCGGAUGAGGCCGCCAGCAGCCAGGACCCGGAGCUGUCGCAGAACGGCAGCUCCCAGCAGCGUAAGCGCGUGAGCCGACGCGGGGGCCGCGGGGGCAGCAGCGGGCCCGGCGGCCGCCAGUCCGAUCGUCCGGCGGGCGGAGGCGGCGGCCCCGGAGGAGCCACCUACUAUGGAACCGGCGGCGGGAGAGGGGGUGGCCCCAGGCGCAGACCCCUGAUGGACUCGGAGGGGGCCGGCCGCCAGCCUCCGCACACGCUGCCGCUGAGGAUGCUGGUGCCCAGCCAGUACGUGGGCGCCGUCAUCGGAAAGGAGGGUGCCACCAUCCGCAGCAUCACGCAGCAGACCCAGUCCAAGGUGGACGUGCAUCGCAAGGAAAUGCUGGGCUCGGCCGAGAAGCCCGUGACGAUCCAGGCGAGCCCUGACGGCCGCUCGGCCGCUUGUCGCUUGAUCCUCGAGCUGCUCCAGAAGGAGGCACACGACACCGGAGAUGUCGAGGAUAUCCCACUCAAGAUCCUGGCUCACAACAACUUUGUGGGGCGUCUCAUCGGCAAGGAGGGCAAGAACCUGAAGAAAGUGGAGCAGGACACGGGCACCAAGAUCACCAUUUCCCCGCUGCAGGAUGUGACCAUGUACAACCCGGAGCGUACCAUCACCGUGCGAGGCAGCGUGGAAGCCUGCGGCCGUGCCGAGGAGGAGAUCAUGCGGCGACUGCAGGAGGCGCACGAGACCGACUACAGCUCCAUGAACCAGCAGGCCAACAUGCUGCCCGGACUGAACCUGAACGCCGUGGGGCUGUUCCCGCCGGGGAUGCCCGGUGCGACGUCCUCCCUGGGGGCCUACGGCACCUCCUCGGCCUACAUGCCCCUGCUGGGCCCCUCUCCGUACGCCCACCCAGGCGCCCCCCACGGCAUGUCCUCUCAGCCCUCUUCCAGCGAGCAGGAGACGGUGUACCUGUUUGUGCCGACGCAGUCCGUGGGCGCCAUCAUUGGCCGCAAGGGACAGAACAUUCAGCAGAUCUCGCGCUAUGCCAGCGCCUCCAUCCGGAUCUCGCAGGCUGAGGGCCCCGAUGUGAAGGAGAGGAUGGUGACCAUCGUGGGCCACGCCGAGGCUCAGUUCAAGGCCCAGGGCCGGAUCUACAGCAAGCUGAAGGAGGAGAACUUCUUCAACCCUCGCGAGGACGUCAAGCUGGAGGUGCACAUCAAGGUGCCGUCCGCUGCCGCCGGACGGGUCAUCGGCAAGGGUGGCAAAACGGUGUCGCAGCUGCAGAACCUCUCAUGCGCUCAGGUGGUGGUGCCACGCGACCAGACCCCCGACGAAGAUGACCAGGUCAUCGUCAAGAUUAUUGGACACUUCUUCGCCAGCCAGACUGCCCAGCGCAAGAUUCGAGAGAUCCUGCAGCAGUAUCACUCACAGCAGCAGAGGCGGAGGUCAGGGUCCGGCCCACAGGGCCCCUCCGCCCAAGGCUCCGGGUCAGGCGACGGCCAAGUGCAGGCCCAGUCUGAUGAGGAGUAGGCAUCGUCACGUUCACCAUGGAGAAGGGAGAGACAUCGGAAGAGAUGGCAAAACCAAACUGCUUCCGAAUGUCUUAACCCAGUCACACAUGCACACACAGACACGCAUGCACGUGCACGCAGUCGCGCACGUGCACAUGUACACACACGCAAACACAUGCACGCGUACACUUACAUGCACAUUAGGGAUGGACCUUAUUUUUCAAAAUGGGUUUCAUGAUUGGCGUACCCUGUGGAUUGUUGUUGAAUGAUGCAUAACUUACAUUUUUGCCAAUUUGAAGGAUAUUAUAGGGGUUGCUACCAAGUACUGAAGUUUAAGUUUGUGGCUUCGAAUUGUGAGUUUCUAGAAUAUUUUAGAGAUUGCUUGAAUUCGUUGGAACAUGAGGUAAUAUUCUAGAAACUUCUGGAGUAACUAUUCUACGUAUUCCUGCAGUCACGAAAGCUUUAAGUCAAGAUUCUGGAAUAACCUUCAACAUUCUAGAAUAACCUGGAGAUUUCUGGAGUAGGUUGAACAUCCCUGAAAUGCACUGGACAAAUCUGUUCUUCUGGAAUGUUCCAGAAAACCCUGGACCAUUACAGCACAGAACAUUUCUCCAGGAGCUUCUUCCAGGGUGUUCCAGAAGAUACCAAAUCACAAAUCCUUGAAAUGCUGGGAAAAGGAAUGGAGCAUGCGUUGUGGUUGAACACAAGUUGUAUGCAGAAUCUCCAUUCUGCAUACAAGUACCAUGUGUUUGAGAUCAUGCUCAAGACAGUCUUAAACACAUCCUUGAGGCUAUCACCCAGUCCUGAUAUCUUCAUUUUCAAACAGUUCCCAGCAAAAUGGCAUCGAUCAAUAAUGGCGAAUUCACUGCCACUGCUGUAGCAGAUGUGACAAUGCAAGUUGCCUUGGCCAAGAAACAACUGGUUCUCUGAUCAACUACGAAGAGCCCUUAAGAGUGUUGCUCCUCGUGGUGUUAAAAUCCUCUGGCGGACUUUACAGGGCACAGUGAAUGGCAAGAGCCAUUUUUAGCCAUCAAAAUGUGGAUGUUCGUAGGACUGUUUUUUUCUCUCGUUACCAAGGAGGAGGAGAAGGGACUGGUUUGUUGUUCUUGAAGGACUUGAUGAUUCCAAGGCAGCUAACACAAGUGUUGCCAAUGCUGCUAUCAAGACAUUUUGUGGGCAUCGGUGGUGGCUUGGAGAGAAGGCUGAUGAUGGCUCAUGCUUUCUGUGACAGGGUCCAGAAAUUAAGGGCAAAGUGGUGGAAUCCCUUCAAGAGGAAAGUGGGGAGGACAUUACAAAACAAGCCACCGUUGAGCGAUGCCAUUAAGGAGAAUCGUUUGGAGUAAUUCAUCUUGGCACACACUUUGAGGUCCAAGUUUCUGGACAUAGAUCCUGAAGAAUGGCACAUUGAUGCUUGCUGGGGGAAGACAAAAUGGUCAGAGCCACGACAGAACAAGGAGUCCGUCGCCUUCUCACGUGUGGUGAGAAUGACGCACAGCGCAGUACCUUCUACACGUUGUUGGUGACCGUUGCAAGUUAUUUCCAGACUUGGCGAAGGCAUAUCUAAUAUUAAAGCACAAUUCGUCUGCUGGUAGCAACCCCAAAUUAUUUUCCCCAAGUUAAUCAAAUUAUGCCAAGAUUAUUUCGUUGGAGAUUGGAACCAUGCAAUGGUGUGCCUCAAUAAUAAUGAUUAUCUCAUCACGUUACCCCAUUAUAAGGACCACCCUAAUGUGCAUGUUCAGCAACUUUAGUCAAACCCUUACUGUACAAGGGCCUCCCCACACCAUGCGUGUAAUGAGGGACAUUUGACCAUACUUCACCACGCUGGUCAGUGCCGUUUGGUGAAUAUGUGCGCACGUUAUACACGCACGCACGCACGAGGCAUGCGCACACGCACAGGGGGACACCCCCAGUGCUCACGUCGUGAAACCAGAUUCAGAUAACACGGUACGUCGGUCACUUCAGCACCGUUAGUGAAGUCAAAGUGAGCGGCACAUUCUGAACCGUCGCACUCAAUGACAAAGCAGGGGUUGAGUUGUCAGGCUGUGUUUUCCUAUCCGGCCACUAGAAACGUAUCCAGAGGGAGCAAAUAAAAUAUAAUUAAGGUUAUAUUAUCAGGAAAUGAUAACAAAAAACACCCCUCCCACAACGUGGAACAUUACGUCAUGGCAUAUCUCAACCUCUGCACACACACACUACAUCUCAGCACGUCUCUCAACCGCCUUAAAGUACUGUCCAGUACAAAACUGGACAAAUUGUCUGGUCUGUGAAAAGGUCACACGAACAGCUGCGUUGGCACUGUCUGUACCCACACCCCCCGCUCCGCGCGUACGCUGGGUCCGUCUUGCAUCGAGCGAACAGGUGCCGCACCUCUAUCUGUGCACGUUAGUUUAAGCCAAGUCUGAGACGGCAACAGCGGCGUUUCCAACUUCACGUAUUGCCGAGUGCGCGUACGUUAAUUGUGACGCGGGCACCACCGACGCGUGGUGUCCAGAUCAAUGUGCCGUCUGCUUGUUUUUGCCAUUUGCUAGACGUGCAAAUGGAUAGGAGGCGCUUGAUGCAACGCCCGCCGUCUCGCUGUGGGACCCAGCUGCGUGCUGUGUUGACCUGGUUACCGUGUGACCUUUCCACCGUCUGCGAGCCAGCCCUGCAGCAGUGCUCAUCGGAGCGAUUUUCCCAGGCUGCCGAGGGCCCACUCAGGACGAAUGCCGUUCCUCGGCGUGGCCGCUGCUCAAAUGUCCGGUCCACAGAGAGGGACGCCGGGAAAAAACAUAAGAGUCUGUCAAUGCCGAGGCUUAACUGUCCUCGCGAGGCCCGGACUUGUAUUUUUAUUCCUGGCGUCGUGUUUAAAUUUGGUAUUUUGCCAACAAUGUGAGCGUGGCAACUGGAGAGGCAGGGAGUGUUGACAGGGGCACACGCCGGCCAGCCGCGCCGGGGUGGGCCGUUGCUGCGUGUCGCUUGCUGCGCUCAUCGCACGCGGCACGAGCCACUCCCGGUGGCCUCGGCUCAAAGCUGGGACACCUCCGUGCUGGUGCCCUACCCCGUGCCACGCUCGCUGCCCUCGAGACCGCGAGCGAAGAAGGCAGUCGCUGCAGGGCAGGCCCGGACGUCCAACCCCCACUUCAGCAAAGGAAUGUGAUCAACUCUUAAACCCCGCGACACGAAGCGUGGCUUUUAAAACAAUAACAAUAACGGUAACCCACGUGACAUCACCAGAAUGUUAAAAAAACACCUUUUUUAAAGUUUUUUUUGGAGGUGGGAGAGGGGGGUAUAUUAUGCCAUCGUGAUUCUUUGUAAUACAAUUUUACUGGCAACGGACCUGAGGCAUUUGGGAAACAAAUAAAAAAAUAAAAAAUAAAAAAAGCAAAAAUAAAAAGUAAAAAAAGUCAAGGAAACGUAGAUAAGAGACGAAGCCUUACGAGGGCCAGGACCCGGCCGGGCCGCCGCGUGGGCCGCCGCGCGCUGGCGCGUCGCUGUUCUGUUUCAACAAACUACCUCAGUUGGCGAUCACGUACCUCGACUCGUUCCUUUAAUUCUGGCGGGGUAUUUUGUAAGAGAGCUUUAUGAAAUCGAUAGCCAUUGGACGGUUUUAUUUUUUUAAUUACAAAAUCAUAAAAUUGGAUUGGGCAUGCAGAGAGAGGAAGGGGCAGAAUAUGGGGGACAGCCGCAAGGACGGUGAACCCACACCCACCACCACCACCACCCUCUCGGUGCUCGCCAAUCCCGUGGAGUCUGGGGGUUCGCGACUGUGGCUGCGGUCCCCUCCCUCCCCUCGUGGGCACGAGGCGUUGUGGAGGGAGAUGCGUUUCGAGAUGCCCCACUGAUUCGUCACGGCCCUCUUUCUCGUCGACAGGCGGUUGGAUAUUUUGCAAGCGAUGGCUCCGUAUCUGGACAAAGUCUACCAGGACAGAGUCGAGAGAUUCAAUACGUCUUGAGAUUGGCGGGAGACGUCGAGAAUCGGAAUGUUGUCUCUUUCAUUUCUGUUAUCUCAGUGGGGUAUCUAUAAGCGGAUCGCCCCGCGUUGUAUUCAGCCACGUCCAUCGUAAUCGUCAGCAUUGUCGUUAGUGUUAUCCCUCGGCUAAACUGGACGCCCCUAUUGAAGAAGUGUGGUCGUUGUCAGGAUACAUCCGUCGAUUGCCAGCGUCAUCACCACCACGAGCGCGACCCACCCGUCACGGUGGCGAUCGCCGCCCCGCGGCACCGCGGCGCCUCCCCCGACCCCUCCAAGUCAGAGUGCUUCCACUCCCCGUGUCGCGCCCGGCACCCCCCCCCCCCCACCCCUGCAGCGAGCGCUGUGGGGGGCGCACACCGGAUGCAUCACUUACGGAUUCUUUAGCCAGAGAACGGGCGCGGUGUCCGAUAGGGUCAGUAGUAUACGUGAAUAAUGACGACGACGAUAGCAGUAGCGCGUCUGCACGAGCGACGCGUGCAGUGUGUGUUAUUGUUCAGUUGCCAAUCCUCUACAAAUGUUGCCGUGUAACUGAAUGUGAUUGCGACAGUUGAGAGGCUUGCGUGGGCCCGGCGCUCCGCUCCGCCGGCGCCUGUGGGAGGCAGGGCCGCCGCACGCGGCGUGGAUUCGCGUCUUUGCAGAAAUUCACCUGGCGACGGCCCGAGGGCCCCCCUCCCUGGAUCCCCGCAGCUUCGUGCCGGGUCCCACAUCAUCGUGAGCCCGGCACAAGGAGGUCGCGGCGGAGCGGGUUGACGCGACGCCUGAGGGUCGGUGGCCGGUUUUGUAAAACAGUCGAAGUGGAAUUUUCCACUCUGUUUCCUUGAGCGCAGUACAAAUGUUGGUUUCGUGAAACCGGCCACGGCCCUCGUCGAGGGUGUUGGCUGGCAGCUGUCUCGCACCACUGCUGCCACACAAGCGAUGUCAUUGCGAGGGUCCUUGCAAGAGAGCAGGGAGGGGGGUCACGGCCGUCGGUUUAUUCUCUGUACCCAACCGCGGUGUUGCGGUGGCCCCCACGAGCCCCGCAAUUGGGGUACGGCCCGGCGAUUUUGCGGGCCCGCGUGGAGGGGGUCGCGAGACGCAGGGACCCCCGGGAACCCCUGCAAGCCCGGCGCAGAGACCCCAAUCGAUGGGGACAUUCUGUGCCGUGGCAUUCGGAGGCCCCCGUGGGCCCCGUGUUAACGGGGUCGCGUGCCCCCCGGAGAGGUCAGUGGCCGGCUGCAUACACCAAGUGGAGGGAUGGCUUCCCUCGCCGUGCUCUAUGCAGCCGGGCACGGCUUUACUGGCCGCCUCCUCGAGCCGACCAGGCCGUGGAUUCGCUGUGCAAACCCCCGUCCCCUCCCUCGGUUUUAAACGACGCGUACGGCGAGCGCGAAACCCGCGGCGUGCGCGAUGAAUGUAGGGCGCGUCGGAGGGCGCCGUGUAAAUGCGCCGCGUUGCGACGACGACGGCAGCGCGAGUUGACGUGGCGAGCCGGGGGCUGCGUUGCUCGCGCGGUUUCUUGUGGGUUCCUGAGCAGAGUGGGGCUCGGAAAUGCGCACCCAAUCCCCUUCUCUUCCCCCCCCCGUGUGAUGUCCACGUGUGCCUGUGUGAGGUGUGGUGAUCAUGUGGUGAAACCAGGGCUGUGUGUGGUGACGCCAGACCUGUAUUGUGGAUGGGGACACCGUGAUUGUGGGGUGUGGUGACUGUGGUGCUCGAGCUGUGUUGAGCAGUGGUGGCUCGUGGCUGCAGUUGGAAGAGGGGUGCUGGUGGUGGUGGGGAAACAUUCUCCGCCUCGGAUUUCCCAAUCUCGGCUGCUGUGAGCCGGUCUAUGAAGACGGCUCAUGCAGUGCCCUCAGCUCCUACGGGAGCCCGCACGCUGGUGAAUGACGAUCGUCAAUCCGCCCGAGCGCGUCGCGUAAAGCUUGGAAACCUGUGGUGGAGUCUAGCCCCUGUCCAACUGAAGCCAGGGGCGGUCGCUGGUGUAGGUAGUGUGGUCGCACCGGAGUCUGGCGUGGAGUGUGGCGACACCGACACUUCGUGCGGUGGAACCAGAGCUGAGCGAAGGGCGCGGUGGCACCGAUGCCGUUCUGACCCUCGUGCGUCGUGGUGGCGCCGUGUUGCCCGGCCCUUCCGAGACGACGCGGUGCGGCAGGGCCGAGCGGCCGUGCCGACUUCCCGGUCCGCGAGUCGCGUGGACGCGGGCUUAUGGGAGGAAGUAUUUGUUUUUAAUUGCAUUUAUCGACACUGAUGUGACGUGGCGUGCAUGGCAGCAGCAGAGAAUCAUGCCGCCCCUGUACGACAACGUGGAACGUUCCUCCUGCCGCGGGCCUCUAGCGUGGGGCCGUACCAACCGCGGCAGACCGGGGGGAUGAUCAGUUCCAUCUUGCGUGCAGGGCGAGACAUGCGCGCGUAUUCUGGAAUUGCGUCACUGAUUUAAAAAUGUACAUUCUUUUUUAUGAACAUUUCUUUGCAAUCUUUUGUAAUUAGUUUUAGGCCUGAAGCUGAUGAAACCCCCCGCGGCAGGCAGGGCGGCUGUACCCGCGCGCCGUGGCGCUGCUGUCAGCAUGCGAACAGUGGCUCUGGCGUCGAGUCACAGUUGGGGCUUCAUGACAAUAAAGAAUUGUACAACACGAA